Messenger RNA from Oryzias melastigma (Indian medaka), 2785 nucleotides. It is a transcript of the gene nup93, whose product is annotated as nucleoporin 93. NCBI's taxonomy places the organism in Eukaryota, Metazoa, Chordata, Actinopteri, Beloniformes, Adrianichthyidae. Gene Ontology annotation, cellular component: nuclear pore. Gene Ontology annotation, molecular function: structural constituent of nuclear pore. Gene Ontology annotation, biological process: poly(A)+ mRNA export from nucleus; protein import into nucleus. The coding region runs from base 160 to 2622 and encodes 820 amino acids. The transcript has 22 exons. The record is from RefSeq and is a predicted model, not a curated record.
AAUGACGUUUGACUUCUACACUGCCGGCGGAAAAUAUAUAUACUUUUUAUCAACUGCAUUCUUCUGCUGAACAUAAGCGCGUGAAUAUUGCUUUUUUUUCAAAUAUUAGAAUCCAGACAGCUCUCCCUCUCUCUCGUUUCUUCCUUGAAGAGCAGGGGCAUGGAUGCAGAAGGAUUUGGGGAGCUUCUGCAGCAGGCAGAGCAGCUGGCUGCAGAAACCGAGGCUGUGUCAGAGCUGCCUCACGUUGAAAGGAACCUUCAGGAGAUCCAGCAAGCCGGGGAGAGGCUUCGAUCCCGCACGCUCACCCGCACUCCCCAUGAUGCGGCAGACGUAAAAGCGUCAAUCCUUCUUGGUUCAAGAGGUUUAGACAUUUUCCAUAUUUCCCAGAGACUGGAGACUCUAAGUGCUGCCACAACGUUUGAGCCUCUGGAGCCAGUCAAAGACACGGAUAUACAGGGCUUCCUGAAGAACGAGAGGGACAACGCCCUCCUGUCAGCCAUCGAGGAGUCUCGCCGCAGGACGUUCCUGGUGGCUGAGGAGUAUCACCGCGAGUCCAUGCUGGUUCAGUGGGAGCAGGUGAAGCAGAGAGUUCUCCACACGCUGCUGGGGGCUGGGGAAGAUGCUCUGGAUUUCAGUCAAGAUGUGGAGCCCAGCUUCGUGAGUGAGGUGACAACCCCAGGAAGGAGUGCGCUGGACAGUGUGGAGGUGGCGUACGCUCGGCAGAUCUACAUUUUCAACGAGAAGAUAGUGAACGGACACAUUCAGCCCAACCUGGGGGAUCUGUGUGCGUCCGUGGCAGACAGCCUCGAUGACAAGAACGUCUCCGACAUGUGGCUGAUGGUGAAGCAGAUGACUGACGUGCUGCUGGUUCCAGCUAAAGACACCCUGAAGAGCCGCACGUCUGUGGAAAUGCAAAUGGCUUUUGUUCGCCAAGCACUCAACUUCCUGGAGAACAGCUACAAAAACUACACCAUGGUGACCGUCUUCGGAAACCUCCAUCAGGCCCAACUGGGAGGGGUGCCUGGAACGUACCAACUGGUCCGCAGCUUUCUGAACAUCAAACUGCCGGGACCCUUACCUGGCAUGCAGGACGGCGAGGUGGAGGGUCACCCCGUGUGGGCGGUGAUCUACUACUGUCUGCGCUGCGGCGAUCUGAACGCAGCCAUGCAGGUGGUCAACAGAGUGCAGCAUCAGCUGGGAGACUUCAAGAGCUGGUUCCAGGAGUACAUGACCAGCCCAGACAGGCGCCUUUGCCCCACGUCAGAGAACAAGCUCCGCCUUCACUACCGCCGCGUGCUGAGGAACAGCGCCGACCCCUACAAGAGAGCCGUCUACUGCGUGAUCGGGAAAUGCGACAUCAACGACAACCACGGAGAGGUGGCGGACAAGACCGAAGAUUACCUGUGGCUGAAGCUGAACCAGGUGUGCUUCGAUGACGACGGCAGCAGCUCUCCUCAGGACCGACUCACCCUGCCGCAGUUACAGAAGCAGCUCCUGGAGGAUUAUGGCGAGUCUCAUUUCUCGGCGAGCCAGCAGCCCUUCCUGUACUUCCAGGUCUUGUUCCUGACGGCUCAGUUCGAGGCGGCCGUGGCGUUCUUGUUCCGCGUGGAGAGACUCCGCUGCCACGCCGUCCACGUCGCCUUGGUUCUCUACGAGCUGCGGCUGCUUCUCAAGUCGUCCGGUCAGAGCGCUCAGCUGCUGAGUCAGGAACCCGGAGACCCGCCGAUGAUCCGUCACCUCAACUUCAUCCGUCUGCUGAUGCUCUACACUCGUAAGUUUGAGUCCACGGAUCCACGGGAAGCUCUGCAGUACUUCUACUUCUUACGCAACGAGAAGGACAGCCAGGGAGAAAACAUGUUCAUGCGCUGCGUCAGUGAACUCGUUAUCGAGAGUCGAGAGUUCGACAUGCUGCUGGGGAGAUUAGAGAAGGAUGGCAGUAGGAAGCCCGGCGUAAUCGACAAGUUCGCCGGAGACACGCGAGCGAUCAUCAGCAAAGUGGCGUUGGAGGCGGAGAACAAAGGCCUGUUCGAGGAGGCGGUCCGACUCUACGAGCUGGCCAAGAACCCAGAUAAGGUUCUGGAGCUGAUGAACAGGCUGCUGAGUCCGGUCAUUGCUCAGGUCAGCGCGCCUCAGUCCAACAAGGAGAGGUUGAAGAACGCCGCCGUGGCCAUCGCAGAGAGGUACCGCUCUCAGGGGAUCGCAGGGGAGAAGGCCGUCGACAGCACGUUCUACCUGCUCUUAGACCUGAUGACCUUCUUUGACGAGUACCACGCCGGCCACGUGGACCGAGCCUACGACAUCAUGGAGCGGCUGAAGCUGCUUCCUCUCAGCCAGGAAAGCGUGGAGGAGAGAGUGGCGGCGUUCAGGAACUUCAGCGACGAGGUUCGACACAACCUGUCUGAAGUUCUGCUGGCCACCAUGAACAUCCUCUUCACACAGUACAAGCGCCUGAAGGGGGCGCCGGCGGGCACGCCAGGACGACCGCAGAGGAGCUUGGAGGACAGAGACGUGCAUCUCCGCGCUCAGGCCCGAGCCCUGAUCACCUUCGCCGGCAUGAUCCCCUACAACAUGGCGGGCGACACCAACGCCAGGCUGGUGCAGAUGGAGCUGCUGAUGAACUGAGCGCCCACAGACUGGCGUAUCCUCGGACUCUGAGCGCUGUCACGGCGCCGGGAGACGUUUGUUUGUACAGUCUUUCAUCCCAUUUCACUCAUCACUGUUUGUGUUUUCAGCAUUUUGUUUUUAUUUGUACCUUUGAAGAUCAGAAUAAAAUAUGUUUACUUUA